AUGUUCUUGGUUGAUGAAGAACAAGGCAUAGGUGAUAUUAGGAAUCUAGAAAAAAGGAAAUAUAAUGAACCAAUAGUUAAUGAAAAGCCUAAUAAAAGAGGAAAGUCCAGAAAAACAUUAGAAGUAAAACCAGAUAAAUCACCAUCAUCAUUCACUCAAAAGGGUAAUGAUAAGAGGCAGUUAGUAAAUGAAGUGUCAAAAAUGUUCGCUUUUGAUAUGUCUGAAUUGGGCUGUACUGAUUUGGUAGAAUACAAAGUGAGGACCGGAAGCAUAGAAAUACUGCAUAUGAGAUUGAGACCUAUAAGGAUCAACAAUCCAGAGAAGGCUUAA
Messenger RNA from Dentiscutata heterogama, 330 nucleotides. The record is from the annotation of a GenBank genome assembly. NCBI's taxonomy places the organism in Eukaryota, Fungi, Glomeromycota, Glomeromycetes, Diversisporales, Gigasporaceae.